Kluyveromyces lactis is the source of this 1605-nucleotide messenger RNA. RefSeq names its product C-22 sterol desaturase (gene ERG5). NCBI's taxonomy places the organism in Eukaryota, Fungi, Ascomycota, Saccharomycetes, Saccharomycetales, Saccharomycetaceae. The coding region runs from base 1 to 1605 and encodes 534 amino acids. The record is from RefSeq and is a predicted model, not a curated record. Gene Ontology annotation, molecular function: iron ion binding; oxidoreductase activity, acting on paired donors, with incorporation or reduction of molecular oxygen; monooxygenase activity. Gene Ontology annotation, biological process: sterol metabolic process. The transcript has a single exon.
AUGGAUAAUAUCGUUGUUUCUCAGACAUCUAAUGCGACGCAAGUGGCCUCUGAGGCUAGCGUUAAGCUGUUUAGUUUAGCUAAUGCUCAACAAUUGGUUGAAACUGUCCAGCAAAUGUCUUAUUUUAAAUUGUUUUGCACUUUGGUAGCCAUUGUUAUCGUUUGGGACCAAGUGUCUUAUCAAAUACAAAAGGGAAAUAUUGCAGGUCCAAAAUGGAAGGUUUGGCCAGUUAUCGGUCCAUUCUUGGAGUCUUUUGAUCCUAAGUUCGAAGAAUAUUUAGCUAAAUGGAAUUCUGGUCCAUUGUCCUGUGUUUCCAUCUUCCAUAAGUUCGUGGUCAUCGCUUCUACCAGGGAUUUGGCUAGAAAAAUUUUCCAAUCUCCUCAAUACGUUAAGCCUUGUGUCGUUGACGUUGCAGUUAAGAUCUUAAGACCAAGCAAUUGGGUGUUUUUGGAUGGUAAAGAACAUGUGGAUUACAGAAAAUCUUUGAACGGGUUGUUCACUAAGCAAGCGUUGGCCAAAUACAUGCCUUCUCAAGAAUUGCUGAUGGAUAAAUACAUUGAGAAAUUCAUUGAAUUGUCCAAGGAAAAUAAGUACGAGGCUCGUGUUUUCUUCCACGAUAUGAGAGAAAUCAUGUGUGCUUUAUCUUUAAAGGCCUUCUGUGGUGAUUACAUUACUGAAGAUCAAAUUAGAAAAGUUGCUGACGAUUACUAUUUGGUCACUGCUGCUUUGGAAUUGGUGAACUUCCCAAUUAUUAUCCCAUACACCAAGACUUGGUACGGUAAGAAGACGGCUGAUAUGACCAUGAAAAUUUUCGAACAGUGUGCUCAAAUGGCCAAGGACCACAUUGCUGCUGGUGGUGAAAGUACUUGUGUGUUGGAUGCUUGGUGUUCCUUGAUGCAUGAGGCUAAGAACAAGGAUGACGCUGAUUCCAAGUUGUACCACAGAGAAUUCACUAACAGAGAAAUGUCAGAAGCAAUUUUCACCUUUUUGUUUGCUUCUCAAGAUGCUUCUUCCUCUUUGGCUUGUUGGAUUUUCCAAAUUAUCGCUGAUAGACCAGAUGUCAUGGCAAAUAUUAGAGAAGAACAAUUAAGAGUCAGAAACAAUGAUCCAAACGUCAAAUUGUCUAUGGAUUUGAUUGACGAAAUGAAAUACACAAACAUGGUUGUUAAGGAAACCCUUCGUUAUAGGCCACCUGUCAUUAUGGUUCCAUACUAUGUGAAGAAGUCUUUCCCUGUCGUUCCAACUUACUCUGCUCCAAAGGGUUCUAUGUUGAUUCCAACUUUGUACCCUGCUCUACAUGACCCAGAGGUUUACGAAGAUCCAGAUGAAUUUAUUCCAGAAAGGUGGGUUGAAGGAUCUGCAGCUAACCAAGCAAAGAAGAACUGGUUGGUCUUCGGCUGUGGUCCUCACGUUUGUUUGGGUCAAACCUACGUCAUGCAAACCUUCACUGGUUUAAUCGGUAAGUUUGCCAUGUUCUCUGAUUGGGAACACAAAGUGACCCCAUUAUCUGAAAAGAUUAAGGUCUUCGCCACUAUCUUCCCUAAAGAUGACUUGUUGUUGAGCUUCAAGAAAAGAGAUCCAUUAACUGGCGAAGUUGAACUUUGA